AUGCACCCGACACUCAACCUCUUAAAGCAACAACUCAGGGUACAACAUGUACGCCGUGGAAUGUUAGGUGGAAUUCGCGCGAAAUUUGGUUAUCCCAUUCGCGAGCCGGAACCAAAGUCACCGGUGGUCAAAGAGAAAAGAUCGAAAAAGGUACGCGAGAAACCACCUUACAUGGAGCAACGCACCUACAAACAGGCGAACAAGGGUCUUUACGCCGGUGCGCAUAUCCAAUUUGGCAAUCAAAUUUCCGAGUUCGGUAAUAAAUCUCGACGCACGUGGAAGCCCAAUGUGCAUCUUGUAAAAUUAUACUCGGAAGCAUUAGACAAACGGCUUGAGAUUAAGUGUACGCCUCAAACGUUGAGGAUUAUCGAUCGAAGAGGUGGAUUGGAUAGAUAUUUGUUGGGAAUGAGAGAUAAUGAGUUGGGCAAGAGAAUGUAUUAUCUGAAACAUCGGAUCAAGGGUAUAAUUGAAGGGAAGGGUGAUGAAGUUGGAAAGUCAAAGAAUAGUAGAGAUAAGAAUUGA
Molecule: messenger RNA, 522 nt
Organism: Acaulospora colombiana
Lineage: Eukaryota; Fungi; Glomeromycota; Glomeromycetes; Diversisporales; Acaulosporaceae
Source: the annotation of a GenBank genome assembly